Anopheles moucheti is the source of this 5634-nucleotide messenger RNA. RefSeq names its product tyrosine-protein kinase Src64B (gene Src64B). The transcript is spliced from 5 exons. Gene Ontology annotation, biological process: cell surface receptor protein tyrosine kinase signaling pathway; innate immune response; cell differentiation. NCBI's taxonomy places the organism in Eukaryota, Metazoa, Arthropoda, Insecta, Diptera, Culicidae. Gene Ontology annotation, cellular component: extrinsic component of cytoplasmic side of plasma membrane. The record is from RefSeq and is a predicted model, not a curated record. Gene Ontology annotation, molecular function: non-membrane spanning protein tyrosine kinase activity; signaling receptor binding; ATP binding. Bases 1523 to 3136 code for a protein of 537 amino acids.
AGUUGCGUGUUUGUGUAGAACGGUUGUGGAAAGAAGCAAAAUCGAAUGUGUGUCCGUUCUGUGUUCUGAAAGGGUCGAAAUCUGCAUAUCAAACUCUCUGUGGUGGAGUUGUUGCCAGACGCGCAUUGGAUUACUGUAUCUCUUUUCGGACUCUACUUCUGAUAUAAAGAUCUUUCCAUCAUCGUUAGCGGUAAAAAAAAACGGAUGUCCAUCCCCAAGGACCCCGGAUACAACACUCCACCGAAAGUUCUAGAGCAAACCGGGCCGAAAAAACUUUCCCAAACACUAUGAUUGCACCGGUCGUGGAAGCGAAACGAGCAACAGCGACAGCAACGACGUCCAAAGAAUCAUUGCAAUUUGUCGUUGUUCGAUUUGCAUAGUUGUAGCACAAAGUUUCCCAAAGGAAUUCUGUGCAGUUCUCGCGUAUACAGGGGGAGAAUCGGUGGUGGCAUCAUCAUCAUCGCAUCGAAUCAGUAGAAAGCACACACUGCUCGAGCCCAGAACCGAAGAUAGACUACGCGCGCUGCAUGACGAGAAGGACAUUCUGUUCCGUGUUCGGCCGACACAACAGCACCAAAGUGUAGCAAAACACAUUCCCACAGCCCACAGCAAAGAACCAGCCACACACACAACACCGCACCACGGAAGAUAGCGAAUGUUGUUACUCGCGCAAAGUUUAGCGUUUGAAGCAGGGUUGGCUAAUGAAAAAAGUUACCAACCACGAUUACUACUACCACUGCCUGCAGCAGCAGCAGCAGCACGCCUGACAGUGAUAUAGCUGGAGUGGAGUCGGGACACAAUUUAGGACAGAGCGGACAUACACACAAAAACGAUACACACUACUGUUGGUAGUACCAUGUGAAGCGGCUAAUAGUUUUGCGAGACGUUACGAGAACUAGUCUCGUUUCAGCGUCCCCAUACCUGGUUAGCCAAAGUACUUGUGGGUCUUGAAGCAAUUAGAAUCCAUUCAUUAGCUCGCAGCGCGAGGAGUAACGAAAAAGAAAAGCGCAAAGUCCACUUUCAACUGACCUCCAGCACCCAGAUACACACGACGACGUGCCGGUUGAUUAUCUCCCCAAAUGAGGAUUCCUUCAACGAGCAUCACACGUCGUUCACGGUUGCUGUCAUCGUCAUUUUCGGUUAGUUCGCUACCAUCGCCACCAUCCUCAUCCUGUCCGGCAGCAUUAUUUGCACCGAUACCGGGCUAUCCGUGGGCUCGAUCCGAUAGCCGGACGUGAAAGCAAGCAGUAGUAGCAGCCACAACAUCAGCAGCAACACCACCAACCAGCAUCGAUAGCUGAUAGAGCAAGGCGGAGCACCAAAUAGCUUUUUAUUCCGUGAAUAUAUAGCAACAACAAAAAAAAAGAGCCGGUACGCGUGUGCGGUGUGAAGAUUUAUUUCCCCCCACCGGUCACAGAAGCAGCAGCAACACACAUUCCUCCCCCAGCAGAAGUGCCGGGCGCGUUUUGCUUAGUAUCGUUUCAUCUCUUUUGCCGUCUCCCGUUCCUGUUGGUGCUCAACGAUGGGCAAUAAAUGUUGCAGCAAGCGACAGGAUCAGGAACUAGCGCUUACCUAUCCCGGCGGCUACAAGAAGGGUGACAGCAGCUUCAACUCAAACCUCUCCGGACCGAAGCACAAUAAUGGUGGUUCGAUCGAUUCCCGGUACACACCCGAUCCGAACCGGGGCCAGCUUAUAAAACACCCGAAAGGUGGUGUAGACAUCAUUCGACCACGGACAACACCACUUCUGCCCGGUCAUAACACGAGAAGGAUAGUGGUCGCGCUGUACAACUACAAUGCCCGCGAGGAAACGGAUGUCAGUUUCGUUAAAGGGGACCGCAUGGAGGUCCUGGACGAUACGGAAUCAGACUGGUGGCGUGUAGUACAUCUAAAGACCCGCCAGGAGGGGCUAAUUCCAUGGAAUUUUGUCGCUGAAGAUCGCAGCGUCAACAGUGAAGACUGGUUCUUUGAGAAUGUGUCACGAAAAGAGGCGGACAAAUUGCUGCUGGCUAAUGAGAAUCCCCGCGGCACCUUCCUGGUGCGACCGUCCGAACACAAUCCGAACGGUUUCUCACUCUCGGUCAAAGAUUGGGAAGAAAGCCGGGGCUAUCACGUGAAACACUACAAGAUCAAACCACUGGACAAUGGAGGCUACUAUAUUGCAACGAAUCAAACGUUCCCAUCGCUACCGGCACUGGUGAUGGCAUAUUCAAAGAAUGCCCUCGGACUGUGUCACGUACUGUCUAGUCCUUGUCCAAAACCACAGCCCCAGGUGUGGGACCUCGGGCCGGAACUGCGCGACAAGUGGGAAAUCAAUCGCAAUGAGAUCCAGCUCAUUCGCAAGCUCGGUCACGGCAAUUUCGGCGAGGUGUACUACGGCAAAUGGCGAAACAACAUCGAGGUGGCGGUAAAGACGCUACGCGAAGGUACCAUGUCCACGCAAGCCUUCCUGCAGGAAGCGGCCAUCAUGAAAAAGUUCCGCCACAGCCGGCUGGUAGCGCUGUACGCCGUUUGCUCCAAAGAGGAACCGAUCUACAUCGUGCAGGAGUACAUGUCCAAGGGUAGCUUGCUCGACUUUCUGCGCACCGGCGAUGGUCAGUUCCUGCAGUUUGAGGAUCUGAUCUACAUUGCCGCCCAGGUAGCGUCCGGCAUGGAGUAUCUCGAGCUGAAGCAACUGAUCCAUCGGGAUCUUGCCGCACGGAAUGUGCUGAUCGGUGAGAACAACGUGGCAAAGAUCUGUGAUUUCGGGCUGGCACGCGUGAUAGCGGACGAUGAGUACUGCCCGAAGCAGGGUUCCCGUUUCCCGGUCAAAUGGACCGCACCGGAAGCGAUCGUGUACGGCAAGUUCUCGAUCAAAUCGGAUGUUUGGUCGUACGGUAUACUGCUGAUGGAGCUGUUCACCUACGGUCAGGUGCCGUACCCGGGCAUGCACAGUCGCGAGGUGAUCGAGCAGAUCGAGCGCGGCUACCGGAUGCCGAAACCGACGGCGCACCAUCUGCCGGACGACAUUUACAGCUUAAUGUUGAAGUGCUGGGACGCGAUACCGGACAAGCGGCCAACGUUCGAGUUUUUGAACCACUAUUUCCAGAACUUUACCAUCACCUCGGAGGUGCCGUACCGAGAGGUACAAGAUUAAAGUGGGCAGCAGCGUGAGAGACGAGUCGCUUUAGGUUAAGAAUCAUAUGGACGCGCGUUAUGUGCACAUCCGCGGCAUCAGAAACAUACAUACGUACCGUUUUCCUGUGUUCUUCUUUCGCCAGCACGCACGCACUAGUUUCACGAUCGAGCUUUUAUGUUUUGUUUUCGCCUUGCUCCCUCCACCAUCUCUCCAGUUCGCUUCUAGUUCCUGAUCGAAGGUAGAUAGAGGUGUGUGUGUGUACAGGAGGAAGAGGAUAUGCAGCUGUUGCAAAUUGCUACAACAGCAGAAUGUUACCGAAGCAAAAGGGUGCGCACAAUUUCAUCUAAUUAGUUAGAUGCUGCAAUAUUAUGUUUUUUUUUUAGAUCCUAUUUGCUCAUUUCCACUAGCGAUAACGAUUGAGGCAAACACACACCACACACACACACACUCCCAAUAGCAUAAUUAGUAGCUGCAAUAUCGUUCAGCUCCAGUUGCCAAUACAUUGAAAUGCUGUCUACACUAAAGGGAAACAUCCCCCUCAGUGGUGUGGAUGGCCGCUGAUGAUGAUGAUGUGCUUGUGUGUGACCGCACAAACCACCACGUCUCUAUUAUUCACAACUGUGUGCGCGCAUUUAUCGAUGUGGGAAAUUACAAGUACUCUUAGGUAUGACAAAUAUUUUAGUAACAUAUUCAACCGGGGGGGAGGUGUUUUUAGAGCACCAGAGACGACCGCUGCUGUGUGGCACACGAACACAAUCAAUCGUAACAGCGCCCGCAUGACAAUGAACCGAUCCCUUGUAGCUUCUAGUGCGAAAGGCAGGAAAUGAGAUGGCACGUGAAAUUUAUCUUUCCGCGCGAAAUAUUGAAAAAGUAAAAAGAAAAUAAAUAAGGAACGUUAAGAAAGCUCUAGCGCGCGUGCGUCGCGCAGAAAGAAGAAUCCAGGAGUACAGUGAGGUACAGGCUUUUCCUGAACGUUAUUAGUUUUUAAAAUGAUCGUAUUGCUUAAGAAGGUAAACAAAAAAGAACAGUAGUAGUAAUGAAAACAGAAUAUUCGGGAACUUUUUCUCCACACGCUAAUCGAUGACGAGAGAUAAAGGGGGAAAUGGUGAAGGAGCAUGGUAAAAGACGAUGAAAAUUUGCAGAUAGAUAUGAGACGAAUUGAUCCGAAGAUCGAUUAGCAGUUAACUAGAGCCAAGGAUCGACGAUAGGUAUCGCUUUUGUGAAUGGGAAGAUCCAUAAAUACACACGUGUCGGAACUCUCGCUUUCUCCCACCCGCUCUCUGUAGUCCAUCUUUCCCGCCCUUUCUCGUCCAACCCACAACGUAUGUGUGUGUGUGUGACGUCACGGAACUUUCGUGAGAUAAGAGUGACAAAAGAAGCGCAGACACAGAGAGAAGCGGGAGAAAAGAGAAAAAUGAAAGAAAAAAAAAACCAAAGUUCAAAAUGUUAUUCUUCUAAUUCUAAACUUGUGUAAACGUAGGUUUUGAGAUUUAUUUUAUAAACGGAAGAAAAGUCCAAGGAAGUAAUAUGCGCGUAUUACAAGCAUCCGCACAUCGGCCGUAUGCGUUGGGCUAGUUAUGAUUGUGCAGUGUAGGAGCGCUAUUUAUGUAAUUAAUAUGGAUAGGUUUUUGCUUGUUUUGUUCUGUCUCUUCUACACAGCUUUCGUUUCCUUUCAGCUGCGCGCACUGCACAUUUUCAUACUAUGUGUGGUCAACUCGAUUACUCUUGAAUAUGUAGGACUAGACAGCGUUCAAAGAAAACGAACUAAAUCAUUCUCACAACAUAAUGAAAACGCCAAACAAGUGAAUGGAUUAAACAUAAAAGGUUUACAACAACUGGAUAAUCAUCCGCUAGGGGAACAUUUCUUAAGGAACUGGUUUUUCUUUUGUGUGUGUGCUGUAGUUCCUAUUUGUCGGCAUCGGCACCGUUUUUGAGCGGUUGUUUCAUUUAUUUAGAAUUGAACUGCACAAAGAAAGACAUUUUUACGCUACGUUUUUUUCUCUCUCCUGUAAGUAAACUGUAACUAAUCGAAGGCAAAUCUCUAGUCCUUUACUGUGCGUGAUAUGAAGCCACUGGGGUUGGGGGUUGUUGUCCUCCCUACCAAAAAAAGCUCUGCCAAUGGUGGCUUGUAUUUGCUCCAUUUUGCUCCUUUUUAUUAUUUUAGCUAUACACACAUACUUUUAUGGGUUGACAAAACGCAGAUUGAGCCUUUUCGGUGCGGGAACAUGGGAGGAAUUCAAACGGCUCCCCAUUAUGAAAUAGUGGCGCCACAAUCCUUUGAGAAUCAUAAGUGUCUUCAAACUGCCAUAGAGAGGGAAAAAGGUACACACACGCGCACUCUGGUGAACUCUGCUACUAAUUUACAAUUCCUCCAAACUUCUUCUUCCUGUUACUUCAGUCGGUUGUUUUUUGAUACGUGUUUUGUAAGUCUGUUUUGUAGUGUUGUGCGAAUUAGCGAAGUACGGAAAAAGCGCAAAGUCGAAACUUAUAUACAUGAAAAAAAAACAAAAAACAAA